Molecule: messenger RNA, 3624 nt
Organism: Geosmithia morbida
Lineage: Eukaryota; Fungi; Ascomycota; Sordariomycetes; Hypocreales; Bionectriaceae
Product: checkpoint serine/threonine-protein kinase
Exons: 3
Coding region: 1-3624 (1207 amino acids)
Biological process (GO): mitotic spindle assembly checkpoint signaling; protein phosphorylation; meiotic sister chromatid cohesion, centromeric
Molecular function (GO): ATP binding; protein kinase activity
Source: RefSeq, a predicted model, not a curated record
AUGGCGGCGUCUGGAGAUUUGGUCGACUUCGACGUGAUCGAAGGGCAAAAAGAGAACAUCCAGUCCCUUCCCGGCGGCCGGUCGGCCAAGAAGCUGGCAGACAUGUACUCGUCGUCGCCUCUGCAGAAACUGGCAACGCCGACGCCUUCGGACACCCGUAAUGUCAACGACUGCAUUCGCGCCGAGUACGAGGCUGAAAUCGACAAUCUGUCCGAAGCGGACGAUCCUCUUGACAUCUUCGACCGCUACGUGCGAUGGACCCUGGAUGCCUACCCGUCAGCACAGGCUACGCCUCAGUCGCAACUGCACACGGUUCUUGAGCGGGCGACCAAGACCUUCAUCAGCUCUGGCCAGUACAAGAACGACCCGCGCUACCUCAAGAUGUGGCUGCAGUACAUCCACUUCUUCACGGACGCGCCCCGCGAGACGUAUGUAUUCCUGUCGCGCCACGGCAUCGGAGAACGCCUUGCUCUUUACUACGAGGAGUAUGCCGGCUGGCUCGAGAGCGCUGGACGCUGGGCUCAGGCUGAGGAGAUCUACCGCAUGGGCAUCGAGCGUGAGGCCCGCCCCGUCCAGAGGCUCUCCCGAAAGUUCAAGGAGUUUGAAGAGCGCAGACAGGCCCAUCAGCCUGACAACGUCGACGGGCCCUCAUCCCCGGCUCUCCCUACUGUGCGUCCUGCUCUCGCCGCCAAGACGGACCCCUUCAGCGCCGCCGCUGCCGCCUCCCGAGCCGCCGCGGAACCCCAGGCUACUGCUGCGGCAUCACAGCGCGCGGCUGGCGCAAGCGGAAGCUCCAAGCCUGCUAAGCCCAAGAUGGCCAUCUUCUCAGACAUCACCGACUCGAAGCCCCCGGUCUUGUCGUCCAGGGAGACGGGCGCCAAAGGCUGGGACACGAUUGGUUCCAUGGCCGAACGCAAGAAGGAGAAUACGAUCGAGCCGAAGCCCUGGUUGGGCGAGACGCUGAAGACGGGGGGGAAGAAGUCCACGGCAGCCAAGAUGUCUGUCUUUAGGGAUCCGUCUUUGUCCCAAAUAAACAACAUUGUCGUUGUUCCUUCCAAAAACCAGAGUACCGUGCACCCGCAGACGGGCAAGCGCGAGCGCAUCUUCGUUGACCUGGCCACUGUAUAUCCGACGCCCGAUGAGCCCGGAACCGAGCUCAGCUUCGAGGAGGUCAUGGCCACCCGUCGCGGUUGGCUCGACCGCUCGUGGGAGGAGGAGGCUGUCGAUAUCAACCUGGUCCCUGAACCAGCUGGGCUGGGCGAGAUUGAGGAGAUCAGCAAGGGCGUCGGAGGCAAGCUUACUAUCCACAGGGACGUAGACGAGAACGGCGUGGCGAUGGAGCCGCCAAAGAAUCCUCGUGCUGCCAAGAAGAAGAAGUUGAUGGAGGUCAACGAGACGCAAAUUAUCAAGGCGAAGCUGGACUCGCCCUCAGGCCCCAAGCUCAAGAAGAGGAACACGUCGGAGCCGACAAUGACGCUACACACCAAGGCCGCCACCGAUGAUAUCUAUGACAUCUUCAACGCGCCACUGCAGCCGGCAAAUGAGCGGGAGGAAGAGGAAGAAGAGGGUAGCGGUGAUGAAGACGACUAUGAGACUGACGGAGACUACACAACUGAUGGCGAGAGCAAUGCCACGACAACAAGGCAUAUCGAUGCCACCGAGCAUAUCGAGGAAGAGCAAACUACUGCUGUCGGUGGUGAUGACGAGGAUGCAAAGAGCGAGAGCGAGUGGUCCGACUUCUCCGCUCAGAAACAUAUGCCUGGCUUCGCGGGGAACGACACGCAGAUGUCUGAUCUGAUAGACGCGGGUCAGCCCGACGAGAAUCAAGCUCCCCUCGGCAUCUUUCACGACCCAGGCCAGGGAGAUGAGGAGGAUUCCGAGACCUCCGAGGACCAUGUCCCGAGGCCCUUCAGUACAUCCUUCAUGCCUAUCCCGCCUGAAGACUUUGACGUCCCGACCCGGCCUUAUAGGGAUCCGGCCGAGGUCGCCAACAGCCGACUUCCAUUCAUGACUCCCAUCACCGAGCGGACUGAGGUGUCUCUGGAAAUGGAUAAUGACCGCCGAGAUCAGUUCAAGACCCCCUGCAAGCGCGAUGAAUCAUCUACACUGUUCGAGGAAGACGAAGAGGACGAGAAUGAGUCCCUCGGGGAUCUGGAGCCUAUGAGCAGCCCUCUUCGUGAUGAUGCGAGCCCUCCGAAGCCGAUGUUCGGGGCAAACAAGGGUCCUCUCGUGCCAAAGGCUCCUCUGGGACCAAAGCCCGCCAUCGCCCUGAGCAAGAAGACGGCUGCUUCCACCAAGCCUCUGCCACCCAAGGGUCCGAUCAUCAAGGAUGCUCAGUGCAACCCUGUGGGCGAGGAGGUGCGCACCGAGAUCCUGGCCAACCUCCAUCCGCCGCUGUAUGCGUACCGUGGCUUCUACGACCACCGCCACGAAAAGUAUGAGCGCGGCAACGAGAUCCGCAAGUUUGCCAAGUCGAUGCAGAGGAGCACCAAAACUGCAAGCGGUGACAGGGCAGGAUCCCUCCCGGCGCCCGUCCACAUCGAAUUCCCCGAUGUGGCGACCACUUACACGCUCAAGCGCGAGCUGGGGACCGGCGCCUUUGCGCCCGUCUACCUGGUUGAGAACUCAGACCCCGACGAGGACGGCGGUGAUGACGAGAAUGCCGUAGCUAUGAUGGGCCGGGGUUCGUUCGCCGUCAACCACCGACACCACAACGAGGCGCUCAAGAUGGAGGUGCCCCCCACCCCGUGGGAGUUCCACAUGAUGCGCACAGCACACAGCCGCCUGGGCCCGCAGCACAGGGCGUCUGCAUCGCUCUCGUAUGCACAUGCGAUGCACCUGUACCAGGACGAAGGAUUCCUCUUCCUGCCUCUCCAUCCCCACGGCACCCUGCUCGACGUUGUCAACUUUUUCCGCGCCGAGGCUUCGGGCGUCAUGGACGAGCAGCUCGCCAUGUUCUUCACGAUUGAGCUGAUGCGGACCGUCGAAGCACUCCAUGCCAAGGGAAUCAUGCACGGUGAUAUCAAGCCGGACAAUUGCGUCCUGCGGCUCGACAACCUUGGAGAGCACCACCUGCACCACCACGAGGAGCUACAGAGCCAAUGGAGGCCGGACGGCAGAGGCGGGUGGGAUGCGCGUGGCAUUGUGCUCAUCGAUUUUGGUCGUUCCAUCGACAUGCGUGCCUUUGUCCCCGACGUGCAGUUCAUUGCCGACUGGAAGACGUCAUCCCAGGACUGUGCCGAGAUGCGCGAGGGUCGCCCCUGGACGUGGCAGAUUGAUUAUCACGGGCUGGCGGGAAUGAUCCACUGCCUCCUGUUCGGCAAGUAUAUCGAGACGGUGCGCUGCGACCAGGGCGGCAUCGGGUUCGUCGGGCGUCGCUACCGCAUCCGCGAGUCUCUCAAGCGCUACUGGCAGACGGACCUGUGGUCUGACUGCUUCGACGUGCUCCUCAACCCGGCCGCCUUCCUCGAAGCCGAGCCCACGGGCAGGAUGCCCGUCCUCAGGUCCAUGCGUAGCGUGCGUGAGCGCAUGGAACGCUGGCUCGAGGAUAACUGCGAGAGGGGCGUUGGUCUCAAGGCUCUUGUUGGCAGGCUCGAGGCGUUUGCCAAGGGGAGGAGACACUAA